AAUGAGUCCUUGAGUUAGGCUCACGUAUGCAAAGCACUGACGUGUCGAGCGUCGAAGAUGGGUGUCACCAGAGUUCGUGCAGUUCCCUGCUUCUGAUCUGCUAUUUAGUUUAAAACAGCAAAACACCGAUGGCUUCCGCCGAGUUCUCUCAGCCUCAUUUUCACUGUCCUCGCGCUGCGCGCCGUCCCUCCCAGAGCCCACCACCCAAGUCAUUCUCUCUCCCUCUCGCUCGCUUUCGGGGUCUCGGUUCGCUUCCUCUUUUUGCUGGAGUCGAAUUCAAGGAAUUGGUAAUCUGUAGUAGUUUUUGCGCAGAUCUCUCGGCGACGGAAGCGGUUUGUGUCAUCGAUCUAUAGACCUCUGGGGUUCGAAAUGGAGGAUUUCAGCGCGAAGGAUUUGUCCACUAUUGGAGGGAUCGCGACCGUCUCGCUGCUACAUUCCUUCAUCCCCACGCACUGGCUCCCUUUCUCCAUUGUCGCCCGCGCCCAGAAAUGGACCCUCUCCAGAACUCUCCUCCUGCAUUUGGAGCUGUCCUUCAUGUGAUUUCGACGUCCCUGCUUGGCAUUACUGCAAUUACCAUGGCUAACACGAUCGCUGGUGAGGAAACAGUGCAUAGACUUGCUUCCUUGCUUCUCAUAAUUCUUGGAGGAAGUUAUGUGCUGCUAUUUGUAUGUGGUAAGGGAGGCCAUAAUCACUCCCACAACCAUCCCAUGGAGAAGAUGGCUGUGGCUGGACUUAUUCUUGUACCAGCAUUAUCUCCUUGUGCAACAACACUACCAGUUUUCCUUGCCGUUGGCAACUCCUCAUCUAUGAUGGUGCUAGCUAUUAUUGUUCUGCUAUUCAGUACUGUAACUGUGAUGACUUCUCUAGUAGCCCUCUCAUUUUAUGGUGCCAGCCAGAUCAAAUUUCACUGGGUGGAGCGCUACGACAAUCUCAUUGUAGGCUCAGUGCUUUGCCUGGUUGGAAUACUGACAUAUGUGUUUCAUGAUCAUGAUGGUUAGGAGCAUUCGGUCGGGGAGAAUUUUCCAAGAAAGCUUAUCACCUUAUGAUAUUUGGGAAAACAAUGCUCAUGAGAAAUUCUCUGUAUCAUGAGUUGAUUUUUGACUAAUUGAUGAGGUGAAAAGGUAAUUACAAUGUGGUGGUAGUAAAAGUUGCAUUGUGCCUCCUAGCUCCAAUCACAAGGUUCUUUUACUUCAAUCUUUCUGUUUCUUGCUCUUAUUCCAUGAUGUAUAAGUUACCUUGGGGCCAGAGGGUAAGGUCAUAUGGUGAUGAAAGUUUGAGCUUGCAAUACAAAUUGCUGCAAGUCACCAUGUAACUGCAAGUUGAUGCUCGACGCCCAAAGAGCAUGAAUUCAUAGAGUACAUAAUUGAAUUUCCCCAACCUAAUGGAACAGGAAUUUCAAUAUUCUGUUUUGUCA
Elaeis guineensis (African oil palm) is the source of this 1414-nucleotide messenger RNA. The record is from RefSeq and is a predicted model, not a curated record. NCBI's taxonomy places the organism in Eukaryota, Viridiplantae, Streptophyta, Magnoliopsida, Arecales, Arecaceae.